Molecule: messenger RNA, 924 nt
Organism: Vicia faba (fava bean)
Lineage: Eukaryota; Viridiplantae; Streptophyta; Magnoliopsida; Fabales; Fabaceae
Source: the annotation of a GenBank genome assembly
AUGGCGACUAUAUCAUCUUCUUUGCCAACAAAUAAUAAUAGCAUUUUCUCAGUUUCAUCAAGACCACAGUUUCUGUUUCCUUCUUCUUUAUCUUCACUUCCUUUCAUUUCCACAGCAACUGCCAUCCAAUUCCAUAAUCAUUCACUUAUUAAUAAGUUUCACCUUCGACGACGGUUUAAUUCUGUUACAAAAUUGCCAACAACAAUAGCCAUGACAACAACUGAGUGGGUUCAACAAGAUCUUCCACCACCUCUUACUUCAACUUCACCUCCACCUUCUUUAUUUGAUGGAACUACCAGAUUGUAUAUCUCCUACAAAUGUCCCUAUGCACAACGUGUAUGGAUCACCCGUAACACUAAGGGAUUGCAGGACAAGAUACAGUUAGUUCCCAUUGAUCUACAAGAUAGACCUUCUUGGUAUAAGGACAAACUCUACCCACCAAACAAGGUUCCAUCUCUUGAACACAACAAUGAAGUUAGAGGAGAGAGUCUUGAUCUGAUUAAAUAUAUUGACACACACUUUGAAGGACCCUCUCUUUUUCCUAAUGGUUCUCCUGAUAAGGAAUUUGCUGAAGAAAUUUUAUCUUACACGGAUACCUUUUACAAGACAGUUGUUUCUUCUUUUAAAGGAGAUGUGAAUGAGGCUGGCACUGCUUUUGAUUACCUUGAGAAUGUUCUCUCUAAAUAUGAUCUUGGACCUUUCUUCCUUGGCGAAUUUAGUUUGGUGGAUAUAGCAUAUGCUCCUUUUGUGGAAAGAUUUCAACCCUUUUUGAUGGAUGUGAAAAAUUAUGACAUUACAUUGGGCAGACCUAAAUUGGCAGCAUGGAUUGAGGGAAUAAACAACAUUGAAGGCUACAGAAUAACCCGUUCUGACCCCAAGGAGCUUGUUGAAAGCUACAAAAAGCGCUUCCAGGCCAAUCCUUGA